GCUGGCUGCCCUCAACGAAUGUCUCGGUUACGAUUGCGACCAUUGCUAAUUUCUCCUUGACAACUUCUAAUCUGGAUACUGCUCUGAUUUGAAAUUGAUAUUACAGACUGAAUUACCUAUUCUUGGCCGUUUUCCUCCAACUUUCGAUAAAACUUGCAUACGACAUUCGACAAAUAACAUACCAUGAGUGGAGGAGGAAAUGUCAAAGUUGUGGUACGAUGUAGACCAUUGAACCAAAGAGAAAUUACGAGGAACUCCUCCGUGCUUGUUCGCAUGGAUGGAAACCAGACGAUUUUAACGAGAUCAGUGACUGACGACAAAGCGGUCAAAGAAGACGACAAAAAAGCCUUCACUUUUGAUAAAUCGUUCUGGUCCGUCGACCCUGCUGACCCGCACUUUGCAGACCAAGAGGCAGUCUAUAAGGACUUGGGCGAAGAUCUUAUGGGCCAUGCAUUUGAUGGUUACAAUUGCUGUAUAUUUGCAUAUGGCCAGACUGGGUCUGGAAAAUCAUACUCCAUGAUGGGUUAUGGAGAGGACAAGGGUAUUAUUCCUCGAGCGUGCCAAGAAUUGUUCGACCGCAUAGCCAAUGCUUCCGACCAGUAUCUCACAUACAGAGUCGAAGUUACAUACAUUGAAAUCUAUAAUGAAAAGGUUCGAGAUCUUUUGAACCCGAAGAACAAAGAUAAUUUGAGAGUCAGAGAACACCCGCGCUUUGGUCCUUAUGUCGAAGACUUAUCCCGGCUUGUUGUAAACUCUUACGACGACAUCUCCCAUUUGAUGGACGAGGGUAAUAAAGCGCGAACCGUUGCUGCUACGAAUAUGAAUGAAACGUCAUCGCGUUCACAUGCAGUAUUUACCAUCUUCCUUACUCAAAGAAGGCACGAUACUAUGACCAAACUAGACACGGAAAAAGUGGCGAGAGUUAGUUUGGUGGAUCUUGCGGGAAGUGAGCGUGCUAACAGUUCAGGUGCUACGGGUCAACGUUUGAAAGAAGGAGCGAACAUCAAUCGAUCGCUGACAACGUUGGGAAAAGUCAUCGCUGCUCUCGCAGAGCAAUCUCAGCAUGAAGGAAAACGAGGGCGCAAAAAGGAAACUUUCAUCCCCUAUCGUGAUUCGACUUUGACUUGGCUCUUGAAGGAUUCGUUAGGUGGAAAUUCAAAAACCACCAUGAUUGCAACGAUAUCACCAGCCUCUGAGAAUUAUGAAGAGACUUUGAGUACGUUGCGAUAUGCUGAUCAAGCCAAGAAGAUCAAGAACAAGGCUAUCGUAAACGAGGAUCCUAAUGCUAAAUUGAUUCGCGAACUCAAAGCGGAGCUGGAGUUCCUCAAGGAUAAACUCAUGUUGUAUGCACCGGAAGAAGUCCGACAACUGGCGGCAUCUAGUGCGUACCUGCGUGAAAGCGGAAAACACGGCGCAGCUGCAAAAGUGGCAGCAGCAGCUAUACCAGCUUCACAGGAAAUUACAUUUACCGACCAGGAUGGCAACGUUCGCAAAAUGACGAAGGAGGAAAUAGUGGAACAAAUGUUGUCUUCUGAAAAACUCUUCAACGAACUCAAUGAAACUUGGGAGGAGAAACUGAAGCGGACCGAAGCUGUACAGAUCGAACGUGAACAAGCACUGGCUGAAAUUGGCGUUACCGUAGCAAAGAAUCGAGUGGGUGUGUAUACGCCGAAAAAGAUGCCACAUCUGGUCAAUCUGAACGAAGAUCCACUUAUGUCGGAAUGUCUCAUGUAUCAGAUUAAGCCUGGUCGAACACUUGUUGGGCGUCAAGAAAGCGAUGUACAUGCUGAUAUUCGACUAAGUGGCCCUAACAUCCUCGAUGAACAUUGCUACUUUGAAAACAUUAACGGUAUUGUAACCUUGUAUCCCAGCGAAGGCUCCAUGACGAUGGUAAAUGGUACUCGUAUUUCCGAGCCUCGAAAGCUUUCAAGUGGCUGCCGUAUUAUCCUAGGAGACUACCACAUCUUUCGCUUGAAUCACCCAGAAGAAGUUCGCAGAGAGCGAAAUUUACACAAAUCAGUGGUGACAACCCAUGCUACAGCCAUGUCCGCCGGUCAUGACAAAGAUGAUCAAUUUCGUCGCCCUGAAUCCCCUACUUUUAAUGAACAAGCUGACUGGAAGUUCGCCAAACGAGAAGCUGUCCUGAAUGAGUCUCAUUUUGGGGAUAUGGAUGAUGAAGAGCUCGAAAAGUUGUUUGACGACAUAUCCAAAGUACGAAACCUCAGACGAUCCCGUCCUGAAAGUAGAAUGGAUGACGAUGCUUCUACUUAUUCUGGUUCAUCGACCGGAGCAGUAUUGGUGCCUACUACAAUUUCUAACUUUAAUGACGCUCAAGACGAGAGUGACGAAAGCGCAACUAGAGUAUCGACUACGGACGUGGAAGAGAAACUUCGGUUAGCUAAAGAGGAGAUGCAGAGGCAACUAGAAAUGCAGAAAAAUGAGUACGAAGAAAAGAUCAAGGUUGUGGAAGCGUCUACUUUACCUGCAGAUGAGAUCCAGAUUGAGCGAGAUGAAAUGCACAGAAAGCUACAGCAAGUUCAAGAGCAGAUGGAGCAAGUUCUACAGCAGCAAAGGCAGGAGUAUGAAUCACGAAUCAAAAGAAUCUCGCAGCAAGUACCAGAGCCUCUCCAGAAUGGAUAUACCGCCACGCAAUGGAGGCUGAUGCGAAAAGUUGUACAAAAGUGGAAGAAGCAUAAGGAUAUCUUGAUGGCAGAAGCAAUAAUGCUGAACUCUGUUAUACUGAAGGAAGCCAAUGUGAUUGCAAAGGAACUUGGCAAAUCCAUCUUGUAUCAGUUUUGUGUUCUGACGGAUGAGUACACCAUCAACCCUGUCUCAUUUUGGGAGAAUGGCUCUUCGCCUGCAGUAUCGUCGGAAGAGGAGACCACCACCGUCCCUGGCAAAACCCCUUGCAUAGGCAUUCGAGCAAUGGAUUCAAAACACAACGUUAUCUACUAUUGGUCCCUGGAAAAGCUGAAACAGCGACUGCAACGCAUGCGAAAUUUAUACAACUUCAUCGAUCGGCCAAUGUACAGAAAGCAUUUCAACUGGGAGGACCCAUUUUAUGAAACACCUAUACCUCGAUUCACCUGUGUUGGCAAAGCAACCUUACCUGUACGAAAUUUAGCCUUGCAACAACCUUUACAGAGUCAAGUUCAAAUCAUAUGCCCGAUAACUGGAAAGUCAAAAGGUCUCCUCACUGUACUGGUCUCCCCAUUAGCUCGCUCACCAGCGCAAUCUCGAUCAGAGGACAAUUCUACUGAAAGCAACCAUCAAAGUGCACCCGAUGUUGAUUAUUCAAACAGCCUUAUCAAAGUCGGAGAGCAGCUUUUGGUUGAAAUUCAGGUCCUCGGUGCUGAAGGUAUCAACGAGUCUGAUUGUACACAAGUCCAUGCGCAGUUCAGGUUGUCGGAAUUUGGAACAGUACCUCCAUAUUCAGCGAAGGACAAGAUAUUCAGUUCAGAUUUCAUCACAGACUUUGGUACCUCUCCUAUAGACUUUGGUUUCAGCCAAACUGUGUCGCUCAUAACUACGCCGAAAACGGUUCAAAUUUUCAAUCAUGGCUUCAUCACGAUUGAAGUCUUUGCACACUUACAAUCCGGCAUGAUUGAACAUUUUCGACAAUGGGACGAGGAACAGGAGCAAAAACAUGUACUUGUCAAAGAGAAACCGUCUUCUAUGUCAACAGAAGUUCGUAGAGACUCUCGUGAUGAUCCCUUGUAUGCGGAACAAUUGGAUGUUUUUGCAUCUAUCCAGCUAUCGGAACUCGCAUUGGAUGGAGAGUAUAUUCCAACCCAAGUUUUGCUGAAUGGUUCAACUGGAACAGGGGUUUUUCUCCUCAGACAAGGUAUUCAGCGUCGCGUUGUAUUUAGCUUGACACAUUCGUCAGGUCGCCAAUUCCCAUGGCAGCGAGUUAUCAAAGCUACAUUUGGAAACGUUCGUCUAGUUGACGCAAAAGGGCAGAUCGUCGAUGAGAUGCUUCACGAACCGGUGCCUAUCAAUUUACUGUCUCAACAACAGGUAGACUAUCGUCAAGACGGUACAAGCACCAUAGACGCGCAAGGUGCUUGGGACAGUUCAUUGCAUGAAGCAGCUUUUCUCAACCAAAUAACUGCAGCAGGUCAUCAAGUUCAACUUUCCUUGUCCUGGGAAGUGGAGGCUGAUAAAUGCGAUAAACCAUUGCAGUUUUCUACGGAUGUAUUUGUACAAAUUCAGGGCCGAGACGCUUCCAACCCAUCCAAAUUUAGAACAUUGAUAACCCCCACACGCAUCACUACCAAGAUUACAUCGGUGUACGUGGUGCAAUUGCGACCGCCACAAUCACGAAAGAUUGAUGAUUUAUGGAGAACCAAUACUUCAAAAGGAUAUGUUCGUGGAGAGGAGUUUUUGGGAAACUGGAAACCACGCAGUAUCUCCAUUGUACGAGAAUUUCAAACAAUGAGCAAUUCCCAGAAGCAUAUGCAAGACGUUGUUGCAACGAGGCAAAUGCUUUAUUUACAAGGGGGUGUAGAAGACCAUGCGGGCGCCAGACUUGAUUCGCUACCGCGACUUCCUGAGGCGAAAGGGUAUCUUCUCAAGCACAUUGUGGACCUCUGGAUAGCAGCUUGUAAACACCAUUCAGGAUUGGAUAUCAUACAAGCAAGGCGAAAAGCGGCUGCAAAGCAAGAUCCUGAACCGUGGAAAUUGAAAGUGCCCACUAAACUGGUCCCAUAUGUCAAACCAGUUAUACCAACGGAUGUUGUGACCAAGAAAGGAUACCUCAGUUUUCCGGAAAACGCUGACGAGGUUUGGGUCAAGCGAUGGAUUGUAUUCAAAAGACCGUAUCUGCAUAUUUAUUUAAGCCAGUCCGACUAUGAACAGCAAGGCAUCAUUAAUCUCAGCCAAGUAAAGAUUGAUUACAAAAAGGACUUGGAGAAGAUGCUAGAGCGUGAUAACGUGUUUGCAGUUUAUACAAGCAAUAAUGCGUACCUGUUCCAAGCUGGCAAUCGUUCAGAGAUGAUUGACUGGAUAGCUAAGAUAGAUCAAUUCUACCCGGUGCAAGCCCUCCGGGAUGAAAGAACCUAAUUAUAUUGUAUUAUUUAUUAACUCACUAUUUCCACCUAAUCUCUAUUAUGUAUACUAUUAUUUUCACGAAGGUGAUAAAGGCUAAAAGUGAAUUUUUCGACCCUAUGGAAUUUUG
Umbelopsis ramanniana AG is the source of this 5176-nucleotide messenger RNA. RefSeq lists its product as uncharacterized. The transcript has 11 exons. Gene Ontology annotation, biological process: microtubule-based movement. The record is from RefSeq and is a predicted model, not a curated record. Gene Ontology annotation, molecular function: ATP binding; microtubule motor activity; microtubule binding. Lineage: Eukaryota; Fungi; Mucoromycota; Umbelopsidomycetes; Umbelopsidales; Umbelopsidaceae. Bases 184 to 5061 code for a protein of 1625 amino acids.